AGAGGUAGGAGAAGGUAACAACUCGCAAGGUGAGAACAGCACCAGCUGCUGCAACGUUGUCUUGGCAGGUAAUUAAAGCAGUGCACCUUUGACAUUUAACUUUAAUGAUCCUGGUAAAAGGGUGAUUCAUUCUGGAUACACAACCACACUGUGUACUUAGAGUCAUGAGGGCAUACAGUACGUGGAAACUGUUUAUUAUAUAAAAUAUUACUUCAAAUGAGUAUCAUAGCCCACGGCUACCUAGACACUUAAUCAGCGCUCCUGAAAACACUCAUUCCCCACGUGUUACAAGUACAUUCAUUUUUUUAGUUCACUUCCUCCACUCAGCCUACUUCAUUUCUCCCUGAAUCAUGCUGGUUACCACAAGAUGCUGAAAGAGAGAGAGAGAGAGAGAGAGAGAGAGAGAGAGGAAAGAAAGAAGAAAAAAAAACUCCAGAUCUGCCAGAAACUGAAAGCAAGAACCUGACAAAUAUAUAAACAGUACAUGCGCCUCACUAAAGCAUGAAGGUAUCUUGCUCUCGCUCACUACUCCUCCAAGGUAAGCCCAUCUUAAAAAAUACAAUGCGUCUAACAUUGCCUUGAUGGUUUGGGUAUUUGUCUAUUCACAUAUAUAUUUAUUUUGAUAUUAUUUCAGUGUUUGGAUUAAUUUACUAUAUGUGAGCAUAUUUAAGACACAGCAGUGAUAGCGACAGAUGCACAGUGUAGCUAUGGCAGUCAAUAUAAAUGCAAUCAUUUGUUGGUGACAUUUUAUUUCUAUUUCUUGGAUUUUUAUUUCUUGUCAGUGUCAAACUUCAAGUAAAAAAGGCCUGUCGGGCAGCUGCAGUGUUCAUGUACAUGGAAUAACAUCUAGUAUCCAUACUGGGUUCAGUUCCAAUAACUUUUCCGCCGUUUGUGUAGAAGUGAGGAAGCUUUUGUUGUCAGUUAUCUGGAGAGACAACUUGACAAUGCUCAUGGUUUCAUGUGAGUGAGAAAGAUGUUGACUCAUCAAGAAAACUGUGUUGAUGUAAGCUACUCAUGAUGUAAGUGCAUAUAGAGACCAAAAUAAAGAAGGAAAAGUUGCUUAGAUUAGAAGUGAUGUGUUAGCAAAGUCUUUAAUGUGUAGUCGGCUGAUUGGGAUCUCUGAGACUCUGAGAAAAUGCUUCCUUCCACGCUGAAAACAUUUGGGGAAUCAAGACCCUUUUGUUUCCUAUUCAACCAGACCAUCUGUAGUGUCCCUGGAUGACUUGAGGAAAAAGCAUGUAUGAAUAUGCUGUGUGGUGGAAGUUACAGGAUGUGUGGGUGGAUUGUCUUUCAGAAAUAUUAACAGACUUCUGUACGGACACUAAGCAUGGAGAUUGACAUUUAAGUUCCCAUAAAAGAAUCCACGUACUUGACCGGAAUGCUGUGCAGUAGUUUGCGCUGGAAGUGACACUAAAGGUCAUGUCUUUACAGUUAUGUGAUGUGAUGGCGCUUGAAUUCCAGUCAUAAAAGAUAAUAAACUGUAAGCAAAAGAUGAUUUAUAACCCACAUCUCUGGUCACGUCUGUGUCAGAUGACUCUUUGGUGGCAGGCUCUCGUCCUCCUCUGCUGUGUGCUGAACUGUGUGGAGUCGUCCUCUCCAUCUCCACUCCUCCAGAGGAACAAAUACAACAACUCCUUUCGUCUCACGAGGUCCACCAGAACCCGUGUCCAGCAGCUGCAGAGGAAAUAUAAGGAGCAGCAGUUGGGGAACAAGCACUUUGAGGACAGAAGUCGGCAGUUAAAGGACCUGCCGUUGCUUUCUACAGAUUUCUACAGCUGGCUCAGGCUGACGGACUGGGAACGACUGCAUGCUGCUUUCUGGGACAUGCAAGCCUAUUGGAAUAUGCUGGAGUGGAAGAGAAAACAGCUGGAGAAGGAGGAGAAAGAGCAGAUGGUGGCGCGGGCGGUCGGCACCACUUUACCUCAGAGCAUCAGGCACAUUCAGCUGGACCUGAGGGACCUGAUGAGCCAAGUCAGCAGUCAGAUGAGUUCCAUGAGGAGCUCUUGGACGAAGCCAACCUCUCCUACGGCACCCGUAAACCCACAAACCAGAUCCAAAACAGUAUGGGACAGCCGUGUGGAGGGUUACAUCAUUCUGAGGGAUCUAGACCUUUACCUCACCAAGCUGGCAAGAGACUUCCUCCUCCUGGCUUCAAAAACACACUGAUGACUCAACGCUGAAAGCAGAACGCCGGCACCCUGACAACAACACAAACAGGCAAAAGGAAGAAAAGGCUGAAGUGAUGAUCAGCACCUAAUUGGAAUAAUAGUUGUCAUCAGUGUUUUAGAGGUGUUGUCACCACUUUAUACGGAGCUGUCACUUUAGCUAGUUGCAUUUUUUACUCAGUGUUUUACAGUAUAUUUAAGGGCUUUCUUGGGUAUUUCCCAGACUUUCUGU
Epinephelus moara (kelp grouper) is the source of this 2397-nucleotide messenger RNA. RefSeq lists its product as uncharacterized. The transcript is spliced from 4 exons. NCBI's taxonomy places the organism in Eukaryota, Metazoa, Chordata, Actinopteri, Perciformes, Serranidae. The record is from RefSeq and is a predicted model, not a curated record. The coding region runs from base 1492 to 2166 and encodes 224 amino acids.